AUGGUCAAGAAAACGACCAAAAAGGCACAAGUCGUGCGGCCACGGCUGUCCCGACCUGUCGCCGUUUCGCCGGUCGCCACGCCGGUGUUUUCGAGUUUUACGACGCCAUCUAGCUCGGCCCUACCGUCUGCUUAUGUAUCUGAAGACGAGGAUGAUGUGGUACCGGCCAAGUUCGACAUCAGCACCAUCCCGAUUCACAAACUGAGCAUUGGGGCGACUGUGCCUGAGACGAAUGGUGCAGAUGGCUCAGCCGCUGCCGCUGCGCCUCCUGGAUCCGGCGAGACUCCUGCGGAGGGCGACAGUAAGGGCAAAGAGCCCGAAUACCCUAUUCAGCCCUUCCGCCUUCUCGACUUGCCGUCGGAGCUGCGCGUCAAGAUCUACGGCUUCCACUUCGAGGGUGUCGACGCCGUGGUUGAUCUGACGCCCGAUAACUACAAGAAGGUGCACCGCAAGCUCAUGUUGCUGCGUACCUGCCGUACCAUCUACCGCGAGGCGUCAUACUACUACUACAGCAUGCAUACCUUCCGCAUCUUUCCGACUUACCCGGGCCGCUUUUUCAAGACGCGCCGGCCGCUGCUGGCACGUCUCAAGAAGGAGCAGCGCAAUGCCAUGACGAGCCUUGAGCUGCGCCUGGGCCCCGGGUUCAACAAGCCGCCGAAGUGCUGGGUGGUCAACCGCAAGCUGGGGCUCAAGGACUGCGUCAACGUGCGCAAGCUCAAUGUGUUUGUGCAGCUGGAUCCGAGCGUCAGCUGGCUGGACGGCUUUCGCAAGGCCGGUUUCUACGAGGCGUUCUCCCGCGACCUGCUGCACGACAUUUUGCAAGAAGCGCCGAGCGUCGAGGUGGUUGAGUUUGACGCGUAUGAGAGCGUGCGCAAGAACUGUCCGAUCAUGGAGGCAUUGCAGGAGACGGUGCGGGAGCACGGCAAGCGCAUUAUGUGGGGACCGCGAAACGGAUGGACGGCCACGUCGGAUAAUGCGGGCAACAUGAAGCUCAAUAGUGGUGGCGGUGCCGGCCGACUGAUUAUCAAUGUCAACAGCAACGGCGGUAGCAGCCCAGCCAUUUUCAAUUACGAUAACCCUUACGACACUCCCAUCAUUUCCAUGGCGUGA
Molecule: messenger RNA, 1110 nt
Organism: Sporothrix schenckii 1099-18
Lineage: Eukaryota; Fungi; Ascomycota; Sordariomycetes; Ophiostomatales; Ophiostomataceae
Exons: 1
Coding region: 1-1110 (369 amino acids)
Source: RefSeq, a predicted model, not a curated record